Molecule: messenger RNA, 1839 nt
Organism: Porites evermanni
Lineage: Eukaryota; Metazoa; Cnidaria; Anthozoa; Scleractinia; Poritidae
Source: the annotation of a GenBank genome assembly
AUGGAGUUGAUUGAUAAAGUCAUUUCCAGCGCAAUUCUGCUAGUUUUCAACAAAUGCAGGGAUGCCGCCACCGAAAAACUCAAGAAAGGUGGUCUGACGAAACAGACAAUUGGUAAAGUAGUCGAACGCGAAAUCCAUGAAAUCAAAUCAACUUUGCAAGGAAUAGCAAGUAAUGAUCUUAUGUCAUCUAUAGAUGCUUUUGAGGUAGGCUUCCAAUACUUAUGCGAAGUAAUCGAUGCGAAAAAGAACGGAGACAAACAGAAAGAGUUAUCGCCGGUGACAGAAACAGAUGAUGCCGAGAUUGCAGACAGCGUCGAUAUUUGUUCAUUGAACGUGCUUGCCAAUGGCGCUUACUCCUCAGAUGCAGUGUCUCUCGCCGAGUCGAUCAAAAAUAUUAGCUUAAGCGAAGUGGAUGGAAGAGCUAAGAGAGCGUUAUCUAAUGCUAGAGACUGGUUCAAGACGGCUCGCGAAGAAGCAAGAAAGGCUUCAACUAAUCAAGCUUUAGACGCUAAAGAUUGCCUCAAAGCUUUUCGAUACCGCGUGAUGGCGACACUAUUUGAGGCCGUCUUGAAGGAUUCAGGCGAACCCGCCGAUGCUUUACCAGAGUGUAAUCAUUGCCUCGGUAAACUGCACUCGCUUCCAGCAGUUCGUGAUAGCUUCAAAGACGAAAUAACUCGAAGUUUCAGUAAACUCUUGAAUGAAGAACUAAGGAAAGAUAUUAUUUCUACAGUCUGUCUAAUAAAUCGUGUAAUCUAUGACGUCAAGCAUCUUUCCGGUGAAGAUGUUUUCCUCUGGAGCUGGCCUUUCGUUGACAUAGGAGAAGAUAAGAUUGAUCCACUGCGUGACGCAAGAGUGAGUAAAGUGCUUCGUAAACAAGGCAUGGAACACUUUUGCAUUACACCAAGGUCAUUUGGUCAAGAGGGAGAGGAUGAACACAAACUUAAGGCACCUUGGCGCAUCGCUAGCGCCAAGAAUGGUAAUUUUAUUCUUGCAGACAACAGAGAUCGUGACGUGAAAGUGUUUGAUGAUCGUGGCCAGUUUCUGUCCUCCUUCCGUCAUCCAUCAGAUGAUGGCGUGACAGAAGUGAAGAUUUAUGAUGCAGCUACAGACAAGGAAGGCAAUAUUUAUGCUCUUUUCGAAAGGAACCAACCUGGUGAAUCAAAGUAUGGCGUGUGCAUGAAAACCGUUGAUGGGCGGUGUGAAGAGAUUCCCCUUAGAGAACAGUUUAGUCCAGGCAGAUGGGAUCUACCAUGUCUGGCUGUUACUAAUAGCAACCAAGUUCUGGUCUUGGGAAAAUUGCUGCAACAAGAGAAACAAGAAGUGAUUGAUGUAUACAACACAAAACUAACUGAACAUGGUGAAGUCUGGUAUGUGCGCACUAUUGGAGCUGGAAAAUUAAGGAAACCAACGGCUAUUACUGUUGCUAAUAAUGGCAGAGUUUUGGUGCAAGAUGAGUUUAAUGGCUCCCGCUAUAUCCGCGUGUUUAAUGAGGAAGGGGAACAAGAGUUUAAAUUUAAAGUAGAAGGAAGCUUUGCUUUUGCAGACAUUGCAUUCAACCAUACAAAUCAACAAGUCAUUGUUGCUUGUCAAGAAGCAGAGCAGUCCUGUCUACACUUGCUUAUCUUCACAGAUGAUGGCUUGAAUAUUGUACGCCGCAUCCAGAUUGAGGUAGAAGGGCUUGACCGCUUAAGAGGCAUUACGAUGGCUAACACAGGACGUGUUGGUUUCCUUGUGGGGUUUCUAAGGAAAGAAUCAAACAACCCUGCUAACAAUAGCUUUAUCACACCUGCUGGUGCUUUUAUUGAGACUGAACUUGAUUACAAGGUGCUGGUUAUUUGA